This is a messenger RNA of Linnemannia hyalina, 1119 nucleotides long. NCBI's taxonomy places the organism in Eukaryota, Fungi, Mortierellomycota, Mortierellomycetes, Mortierellales, Mortierellaceae. The record is from the annotation of a GenBank genome assembly.
AUGAGCAAGGACAGCAGCCUGAUCGACAGCGACAGCUCCUCCGUCCUCUCGCAGGCACCCCAAAAGGAUUCCCUCAAGUCUCAAUACUGGGGUGAUCAUCCCAAGCUGUUUGCUUCGAUCUCAGCAGGGGAAACACCCGAGGAGCGCCUUCUGAACUGUACACGCUGGUUCAUAUCGACUCUCUACGGCUCCUAUUCGUCGCGCGCCACCACAGCAGGCAUGGAAAAGAAACCUUAUAACCCUAUCCUCGGAGAGCAGUAUUUUGCCCAAUGGACUGGAGACGAGGCCACAGGUGAUGUCGUCCUCACCGCUGAGCAAGUCAGCCAUCACCCUCCUAUUUUGGGAUUCCAUCUGGAGAACAAGAAGGCAGGCGUCAUCCUCGAGGGCCACUGCGGCCAAAAAUCCCGGUUCGCAAUGCCCGCAGGAAUCGAUGUCCACCAAACAGGACACGCAAUCGUGACCCUCCCCAACCACAACAACGAGACCUACUUGAUCACCCUUCCUUCACUCAACAUCCGUGGAAUCGUCACAGGUCGGCCAUCGGUCGAAUUGUCGGGGGCGACGUAUAUCGUCAGCAGUGCGGGCAUGAUGACUUCGAUCGAGUACAGCACCAGGGGCUACUUUUCGGGAGAGCGCAACAGUUUCAAGGCGACGUUGAAGCCCUUGGAUGGCGGAGAUCCUUUCUAUACUGCCCAGGGCAUCUGGAGCGGCGUGUCGAAUUAUGUCGACCUUGCGAAGGGCGAUGGCGAAUCGAAGCUGUUCUUUGAUUCGUUGGUGGAUAAGCCUGUCAAUCCAGAGGUGAAGUCCAAGGACGAAAUGGGACCGUUGGAGUCGCACAAGCUCUGGUCCAAAGUGACAGACGCGAUCAACACCAAGGACUAUGGAACUGCGUCGAGGGAAAAGUCCAAGAUCGAAGACGCUCAACGUGUGUUGGCCAAGGCCCGGAAAGAGAGAGGUGAGACCCAGGCGGAUGCGCUCAUGAUUUUCGCUUUGGUCGAUGAAGAUGCUGAUGAGACUGGGAAGGCUUUUCAGACUUUGCGGGAGGAUUUGUUUGAUACCGUUGGAGUUAAGGCCUUGCGAGAGGAUGAGACGCGACCCCAUUGGAGACUUCGCAAGUAA